CUUAUUAUAAGAGACCAAAACAAAAACAAAGAGAGAUAAAGAUAAACCAAUACCUCAGACGCCUGUUUCGCUGAACCAAAGGAAACUCCACUGCACUUUCCUUCCCCUCUCUUUUUUCUCUAAGCAGCUUUGAGGUCUGUAGGAACCAGAAAAAAUGGAAGUUGCGGCGGCAGAAGCGCUGAAACCGAGCUUGCGGACAGAGUUCAUCUUCCCGCAAGCAAUCUGCGACGAGAUUUUUUGUUUCAACGCCAACAACAUUGUUGUCGGCGAAGAUUUCUCCGUCGACGACCUUCUUGACUUUUCCAACGGCGAAUUCCAGCUUGGAAAGGAUUUCGAUGUGUACGAGGAAGAGGAAGACGAGGAAAAAGACAGCACCUCUGGUUCCUCGCAGGAACGGUCCGAAGACGACAGCAAUUCCAAUUCCACCGGCGCUGGCGGCGUCGGCGACUCGGACUCCGUCUUCGCAGGGGAAUUAUCAGUUCCUGCGGAUGAUGUGGCGGACCUGGAAUGGGUUUCUCAUUUUGUAGACGAUUCUCUCCCUGAGCUUUCUCUUUUGUACCCUGUCCCUUCGGAACAAACAAGGGUAUGGGCCGAACCAAAACCUAGACCGGGACGGGCCCAAAACGGUUCGACGAUUCCCAGAAGGCCGAGAACCGGAAAGAAUAGGAAGCCCAACGCUCGCGUGUGGUCUUUUACGGUGUCGCCGCCGUCUCUGUGUUUUUCGGUGUUGGCUGGCUCCGUUGAGUUUGGCGAGCCGACGGCUAAAAAGCAGAAGAAAAAGGCCGAGGCCCAAAUUGGGGCCCAGUUUCAGCGACGGUGCAGCCACUGCCAGGUGCAGAAAACGCCGCAGUGGAGGACCGGUCCACUGGGGCCCAAAACACUCUGUAACGCUUGCGGGGUUCGGUUCAAGUCCGGUCGGCUUUUUCCAGAGUAUAGACCGGCCUGUAGCCCAACUUUCUCUGGUGAUAUUCACUCAAAUAGCCAUCGUAAGGUGUUGGAGAUGAGGCGUAGAAAGGAGAUCAGCGAACCGCAAACCGGUUCAGACCGGCCUCAACUGGUCCCAAGCUUUUGAAUUUUGCACACCAAACUUGGAUACAAUUUAUUAGGUGUUUUAAAUGUUUUUCUUAUCAGAAUUGAAACUUCCAAGGCAGAAAUUUAAUUCUGAAUGAGCAACAACAUUUUUAUUAGGACCGUGUCUAAGUUUUGUUUCAAUUAGCAUUUCCUAGGCUAUAGAGUAGAUUAGGUCAACGAACCGGUCUGAACCGGUUUGGUAUUUGUUCCAUAGUGAUUAAUUAGUGAUUUAAAUUAGUACUAGUGAAAUAGGGAGGUAGCAGACAUUAGGAAGGCCUUGAUUAUUGUAUUAAUUUUUCUAGCCAAGUUUUAAUUAAUUAAUUCAUUAACGAGAUA
This is a messenger RNA of Vigna radiata var. radiata (mung bean), 1407 nucleotides long. RefSeq names its product GATA transcription factor 7. Gene Ontology annotation, biological process: positive regulation of DNA-templated transcription. The transcript is spliced from 3 exons. NCBI's taxonomy places the organism in Eukaryota, Viridiplantae, Streptophyta, Magnoliopsida, Fabales, Fabaceae. Bases 155 to 1072 code for a protein of 305 amino acids. Gene Ontology annotation, cellular component: nucleus. Gene Ontology annotation, molecular function: zinc ion binding; sequence-specific DNA binding. The record is from RefSeq and is a predicted model, not a curated record.